Messenger RNA from Aspergillus wentii DTO 134E9, 1296 nucleotides. Its product is annotated as NAD(P)-dependent alcohol dehydrogenase. The record is from RefSeq and is a predicted model, not a curated record. The transcript is spliced from 2 exons. Gene Ontology annotation, molecular function: zinc ion binding; L-iditol 2-dehydrogenase (NAD+) activity. NCBI's taxonomy places the organism in Eukaryota, Fungi, Ascomycota, Eurotiomycetes, Eurotiales, Aspergillaceae. Gene Ontology annotation, biological process: D-sorbitol catabolic process. Bases 79 to 1233 code for a protein of 384 amino acids.
CCCCUCUUUCAUCGCAGAUACCCCUCUACCUCCUCUCCUCUACUCCCUCUCUCUACCUCUACUCUAUCUACAUCAAUCAUGGCCUCCGCGACUACUAUUGAAAAAGCCAACAUUGGUGUGUUCACGAACCCCAACCACGACUUGUGGAUCGCAGAAUCAAAACCCUCGGUCGAGGAAAUCAAGUCGGGCCAGAGUCUCAAGCCCGGUGAAGUCACGGUCGAGGUUCGCAGCACUGGUAUUUGCGGAUCCGAUGUUCACUUCUGGCAUGCCGGCUGUAUCGGUCCCAUGAUCGUCACUGGCGACCAUGUUCUCGGCCACGAAUCUGCAGGUCAGGUCAUCGCUGUUGCAUCCGAUGUUACCCAUCUCAAGCCGGGCGACCGUGUUGCCGUCGAGCCCAACAUCAUCUGCAAUGCCUGCGAGCCGUGUCUGACCGGUCGGUACAACGGUUGCGAGAAUGUUCUCUUCCUGUCCACACCCCCCGUCGAUGGCCUGCUCCGACGCUACGUCAACCACCCCGCUACCUGGUGCCACAAGAUUGGAGACAUGAGCUGGGAGGAUGGUGCUAUGUUGGAGCCUCUGAGUGUGUCUCUGGCUGCUAUCGAGCGCAGCGGUCUUCGUCUGGGAGACCCGUGCUUGAUCACCGGUGCCGGCCCAAUUGGUCUGAUUACCCUACUCAGUGCCCGUGCUGCGGGAGCAACACCCAUCGUCAUCACCGAUAUCGACGAGAGCCGUCUGAAAUUCGCCAAGUCGCUCGCCCCUGAAGUGCGCACCUACAAGGUCGAGAUUGGUCUGUCGGCUGAGGAGUCCGCCAACGGCAUCAUCAACGCCCUGAACGAUGGCCAGGGCUCGGGUCCCGAAGCUCUGCGCCCGCGUCUGGCACUCGAGUGCACCGGUGUGGAAAGCAGUGUCGCAUCCGCCAUUUGGAGUGUCAAGUUCGGCGGAAAGGUCUUUGUGAUUGGCGUCGGCAAGAAUGAGAUGAAGAUUCCCUUUAUGCGUUUGAGUACGCAGGAAAUCGACCUGCAGUACCAGUACCGCUACUCCAACACCUGGCCGCGAGCCAUUCGGCUGGUGAAGAACGGCGUGAUCGACCUGAAGAAGCUUGUCACUCACCGGUAUAAGCUCGAGGAUGCCCUCAAGGCAUUUGAGACGGCGUCGAACCCCAAGACGGGGGCGAUUAAGGUGCAGAUUAUGAGCUCGGAGGAGGAUGUCAAUGCUGCUGGUCAGACGAAUUAAUUGUGAUGCAUUUGUGAUGACUUUUCCAUGUAACGUUUAUGAUGAUGUCCUAGAUGCAGAUUA